This is a messenger RNA of Gopherus evgoodei (Goodes thornscrub tortoise), 1499 nucleotides long. RefSeq names its product transcription elongation factor A N-terminal and central domain containing (gene TCEANC). The record is from RefSeq and is a predicted model, not a curated record. NCBI's taxonomy places the organism in Eukaryota, Metazoa, Chordata, Testudines, Testudinidae. The coding region runs from base 112 to 1311 and encodes 399 amino acids. Gene Ontology annotation, cellular component: nucleus. The transcript has 3 exons. Gene Ontology annotation, biological process: DNA-templated transcription.
CCCGCACGUCACCGGCAAGAUGGCGGCGCCCGGCUGGCCUAGCCUGGCGGAGCCGGGGAGCCCCCUGCCCCAACUCGGAGAAAAUUCUGAAUAGUAACAGUGAAGACUGACAUGACACUGACUACUGCACACAUUGCUACAGCAGAGGCAUUGGAGCUGUUUGCCUGCAGACCUAAGAAGGCAUAUCAGUUUACACUCUGUUUAGGAUUGGAAGGUUUAAAAAUGUCUGAUAAGAAAAUAAUUAUGAACAGAGCCCAUGAUAUUGAGAAGCUACUCUCUGAAAAUAAUUUUCAAGAUAUUGGAAAUCACCUCACAGAAUUUGAAGCUGUUGAUAUGACUAUAGAAUAUCUUCAGGAGACUGAUGUUGCCAAAGCUGUGUACAGAGUCCUCCAGAACUGUCCUGCAAUAACAUUGAAAAAGAAAGCAAAGCAUUUAUUAUCAAAGUGGAAGACACUUUACAAGAAUAACUAUCUUUCAUCGAUACAAAGUAAAAAGUCAGUUUCUGAGACUGUGAAAGAGCACAAUGAAUAUUUCAGUGUGGUUCCAAAAGAACAAACUGAGUUUUCUGAAGAAUUGAAUCAGCAUGAAAUGUUAGAUGCUGCUGGUGCUAACAGUUUGCUAACAUCACAAAAUGUUCCAAAAGAUGAAAUGUAUAAUAAGCCAAAAAGCUGUGUGAAUCAACUGGGUCUUUUAGAAGAACAGCGCACUGAUAACGAAGACGCUAAACCUGCUGGCAGUGAAACAAGCCCACAGCAAGAACAUCUGAAGGCCAUGAGGUUGAAAUGCACAAAACUUAUUUAUAAAGCCUUGACUGAUUCUGCCACAAGCAAAGAGGAAGCCAAUAAGUGGCAAGAAUUAUCCAGAGAAAUUGAAGAGUGUAUUUUUGCUCUUCAUGCUAGAAAUGACAAAAAGUACAAAAAUUGUAUCAGAAGCAAAGUCUCUAACUUGAAGAAUCCUAAAAAUUUCCACUUAAAACAUAACCUAUUUUCAGGGACUAUGAGUCCAAAGACUUUUGCUGAGAUGACAGUGAUGGAAAUGGCCAAUGAUGAACUGAAACAACUCAGGGCUUUGUACACAGAAUCAUCUGUUCAGGAACAUCAGCUUCCCCAAGUUAUUGAUGGCACACAGACAGACAAAAUAAAAUGUAGGCGCUGUGAAAAAUUUGAUUGCACUGUCACUAUGAUUGCCAGGGGAACUCUCUUCCUUCCUAGUUGGGUGCGAAAUGCAAAUCCAGAUGAACAAAUGAUGACUUAUGUUAUUUGUAACGAAUGUGGAGCGCAGUGGUACCACAGCAGAUGGGUUUGUCUGUGAUUAUUAAUCCUUUAAUGAAUAUCACUUAAAAGUGAAAAACGUAAAAUAGAUAUCAGAAGAAAAGUGUGUUGGGAUUAUUUUUAUACUUGUUUUAGAUGUUUAUAAAUCAGUGCUAUUGUGCAGACACUGCAAAUAAUAAGUUGUAGAAUAAUAGCUAAAAGAUGAUCAUAAAAUAAUUUUGGAGGUUG